Messenger RNA from Metarhizium brunneum ARSEF 3297, 1545 nucleotides. RefSeq names its product Nitrate transporter (gene crnA). Gene Ontology annotation, biological process: nitrite transport; nitrate transmembrane transport. The record is from RefSeq and is a predicted model, not a curated record. Gene Ontology annotation, molecular function: nitrite transmembrane transporter activity; nitrate transmembrane transporter activity. Lineage: Eukaryota; Fungi; Ascomycota; Sordariomycetes; Hypocreales; Clavicipitaceae. Gene Ontology annotation, cellular component: membrane.
AUGGGCUUCAAUAUAUCUUUGUUAUGGAAGACCCCCGUGGUGAACCCCAUCAACAAGAAAGCUCGAAGCAUACCUGUUCUGAACGUAGUUGAUCCGUAUGGACGGGUAUUUUUCUUCUCUUGGAUGGGCUUCAUGCUUGGAUUUUGGGCAUGGUACACAUUUCCUCCAUUGUUGACAGUCACGAUUAAAAAAGACCUGCACCUCAGCGCCGCCGAAGUAGGCAACUCCAACAUUGUAUCCCUCUGUGCCACUCUACUUCUACGAUUCGUCGCCGGACCCCUCUGCGACCAAUUCGGAUCCCGGAGAGUCUAUGCCUCACUCCUCCUCCUCGGCUGUCUACCGAUCGGCCUCGCCCCCCUCGUCAAGACGGCCAACGGCCUCUAUGUCUCCCGAUUCUUCAUUGGUAUCCUCGGAGCAACGUUUGUCCCAUGCCAAGUCUGGUGCACCGGCUUCUUCGACAAGAACAUUGUCGGCACAGCCAAUGCUCUCUCUGGGGGAUGGGGCAACGCCGGCGGCGGCAUCACCUACUUCAUCAUGCCAGCCGUCUUCGACUCCCUAGUUGCUUCCCAGGGCAUGACUCCGUCCAAGGCAUGGCGAGUCACCUUUGUCGUGCCCCUCAUUUGUCUGAUCGCUUGUGCUCUCGGCAUGAUAUUCCUCUGUCCGGACACGCCCCUCGGAAGCUGGGAAGAGAGGUCGCAAAAGCUCCAAGAAAACCUGGACCAAUACAGCCCGACGAGCACCACGGCCGUCAACACGCCUCACAUCCUCAGCGAGCCGCCGAGCCGAGACGAAGAAAAGGCAGAAGGGUCUGACGGGGAGUCGAAAUUCUACAGGCAACCGUCUGCCAUCUCCUUGUCGGAAGCCGUGUCCAUUGCUCAGGCGGAAACCGUGGUCAAGCCCAGCUUCAAGGACUCUCUGCCCGUCAUACUCUCCUUACAAACCCUCUUCCAUGUCGCCACAUACUCGUGUUCAUUCGGCGGUGAGCUGGCCGUCAACUCCAUCCUCAGCUCCUACUACAAGGCCAACUUUCCACACUUGGACCAGACCAAAGCCAGCAACUACGCCGCCAUCUUCGGCUUCCUCAACUUUGUCACACGUCCGCUCGGCGGCAUCGUGGCAGACAUCCUCUACAAGGUAUCCGGACAAAACCUGUGGACGAAAAAGGCCUGGAUCACCAUGGCCGGCCUCCUGAGCGGGGCGUUGCUCAUCGUCGUCGGAAAGGUUGAUCCUUCAGAAGCCAAUGGCCGCGACAUCGGCACCAUGGUAGGCCUCGUCACCAUCGCCGCCUUCUUCAUAGAGGCAGGCAACGGUGCCAAUUUCGCCCUCGUGCCGCACGUCCAUCCCGCCGCCAACGGCGUCCUGUCCGGGUGCACCGGCGGCGGCGGCAACCUGGGCGGCGUGGUGUUCGCCAUCAUCUUCAGGUUCAUCGACCACGGCAGCGGCUACGCCACUGCCUGCUGGGUCAUCGGCGUCAUUCAUAUUGCCGUCAACUUGGCAGUCUGUUGGAUUCCGCCAUUGCCAAAGCGCCAAGUCGGCGGACAGUAA